GAGCCAUCACAGAACACUCACUAUCUACUGAUGAAAAGAAGAGCAACAGGACUCAAGAUGGCUCUGGUCUUCAUUUCCCUCUCAUUAAUACUUGGAAUGUCCGCUGCUCUUCCUCAAGACAUGACAGGAAAGAUGCUGGUUUUUCCACAAGAAACGAACACGGCUCAUGUGAGACUCACCCCCUCCAGACAGAACCUGGGAGCGGUCACUGUUUGCAUGAGGUAUUUCUCAGACCUCACCAGACCAUUCACUUUUUUUGGUUUGGUGACGCCCUCAUACAAUAAUGACUUUCACAUAUUCAAGAUGCCUGCAAGAGAUGAAAUAAAUGUUGAUGUCAGAAAUAUUGUCCUAAAUUUUAAAGGGCAGGAUUAUCAGCUCAACAGGUGGCAGUCAGUGUGCGGCACGUGGGACGCAGCUUCAGGUCUGGUGCAGCUGUGGGUCGAUGGAAAACCUUCAAGUAUGAAAUUUGCCACUGAAUCCAACAUCAGUGGACCCAUGAUCAUUGUGCUUGGACAGGACCAGGAUUCCUAUGGAGGGAGUUUCGACAGUGGCCGGUCUUUUGUGGGCAUGAUCAGUGAUGUGCACAUGUGGGACUAUGUGCUCCCUCCACACCACAUAAACAACUACAGGCGCAAGUUUACUUUUCCACCUGGAAAUGUACUUAACUGGAAUUUAAUAGAGUUUCAGAUCGUUGGCAAAGUUCUGAUCCAGGAAGAACAACAUCUGUAGCGAGUGAUGUAUGGCUUGGUUGUCUGGUUUGUUGCAUUAACUGUAAAGGGCAUAACAAAACUUCCUAAGUAACAUAACUUCCAUCAAUGUAGUGAUGAAAAUGAUUAGCUGCAAUGACAAACCAUCUCUGCCAUUAGUUUGUAGAGUUACAUCUUUUACCUUCACACUUUUAGAGCCAUAAACUGAAGCUGCGAUCAAGGCAAUAACAAGCUCAAACCUCCAUGUGAAUAUUGAUAUUUACAGUUUUGAUACAAUAAAAAUGUUAAACAAAACACAAG
Periophthalmus magnuspinnatus is the source of this 1007-nucleotide messenger RNA. RefSeq names its product C-reactive protein-like. The transcript is spliced from 5 exons. The record is from RefSeq and is a predicted model, not a curated record. Lineage: Eukaryota; Metazoa; Chordata; Actinopteri; Gobiiformes; Gobiidae. The coding region runs from base 31 to 729 and encodes 232 amino acids.